Molecule: messenger RNA, 5472 nt
Organism: Schistocerca piceifrons (Central American locust)
Lineage: Eukaryota; Metazoa; Arthropoda; Insecta; Orthoptera; Acrididae
Gene: shi
Product: dynamin
Biological process (GO): receptor-mediated endocytosis
Cellular component (GO): cytoplasm; microtubule; synapse
Molecular function (GO): GTPase activity; GTP binding; microtubule binding
Source: RefSeq, a predicted model, not a curated record
UAUACAGUAAUAUUAUGUUUUCUGCUAUGCAGAUGCCGACCAUGAAGUUCCAUUCAAAAUUUCGAUCAGCAGUGAUGCGCAGGGACUGAUGGGUAAUCAGCCAUAUUGUUUUAUAUCGCGGAGUACAAAAUUGAAGUCAGUAGUGCGCAGGGUGCGGAGUUGAAAGUGUAGUUCACAAUGGCAGGAAAUGCGGGAAUGGAGCAGCUAAUACCAAUAGUGAACAAACUCCAAGAUGCGUUCACUCAGCUUGGCGUACAUAUGCAACUGGAUUUGCCCCAGAUAGCAGUGGUAGGAGGACAGAGUGCGGGCAAAAGUUCGGUUUUGGAAAAUUUCGUCGGAAGGGACUUUCUACCUCGAGGUUCAGGAAUUGUCACACGAAGACCCCUUAUUUUGCAGCUUAUAAAUAGUUCAACUGAGUAUGCAGAAUUUCUUCACUGUAAAGGGAAGAAAUUUGUUGAUUUUGAUGAGGUUCGCCGUGAAAUAGAAGCGGAAACAGACAGGGUUACUGGAUCUAACAAAGGAAUUUCCAAUAUACCCAUAAAUCUUCGUGUUUAUUCUCCAAAUGAUUACCAAGUCUGAGGGACAAGCUUCAGAAACAACUGUUGACCUUGGAAAAAGAUGUGGAACAGUAUAAACAUUUUCGCCCAGAUGAUCCUGCGAUUAAGACUAAAGCAAUGCUUCAGAUGAUUCAGCAGUUGCAAUCGGAUUUUGAAAGGACUAUUGAAGGAUCUGGUUCUGCGCAGAUAAAUACAAUGGAACUUUCAGGUGGUGCAAAGAUUAACAGACUCUUCCAUGAGAGGUUUCCAUUUGAAAUUGUCAAAAUGGAAUUUGAUGAAAAAGAACUCAGAAGAGAAAUAGCAUUUGCUAUUAGAAAUAUUCAUGGUAUUAGGGUUGGCCUGUUUACACCUGAUAUGGCCUUUGAGGCAAUUGUUAAGAAACAAAUUGCUCGGUUAAAGGAACCGAGCUUAAAAUGUGUUGACUUGGUUGUAGCAGAACUGUCAAAUGUAGUUAGAGUUUGCACCGAUAAGAUGUCACGGUAUCCUAGAUUGCGCGAAGAAACUGAACGAAUAAUUACUACACACAUCCGGCAGCGGGAACAAAAUUGUAAAGAACAAAUUAUUUUAUUGAUCGAUUGUGAACUAGCAUACAUGAACACAAAUCAUGAGGAUUUCAUUGGAUUUGCCAAUGCCCAACAAUCUUCAGAAAAUUCCGUUAAAGCAGGACGUAAACUGGGAAAUCAAGUUAUUCGUAAAGGUUACAUGUGUAUACACAAUUUGGGAAUAAUGAAAGGUGGUUCCAGGGACUACUGGUUUGUCCUUACCUCAGAAAGCAUAUCCUGGUUUAAAGAUGAAGAGGAGCGAGAGAAAAAGUACAUGCUGCCUCUUGAUGGACUCAAGCUGCGGGAUGUUGAACAGAGCUUCAUGUCAAGAAGGCAUACAUUUGCACUGUUUAAUCCUGAAGGAAGAAAUGUAUACAAGGAUUACAAGCAGUUGGAGCUGAGUUGUGAGAACCAAGAUGAUGUUGACUCGUGGAAAGCAUCAUUCCUGCGAGCAGGGGUUUAUCCAGAGAAGUCAACAGAGCAAGCCAAUGGGGAGGAGGUUAGGGGCUAUGAGGGCGCUGGGGAAGGAAGUUCUUCGAUGGAUCCACAGCUGGAGCGCCAAGUUGAAACAAUCAGGAAUUUGGUCGAUUCUUACAUGAAAAUAGUUACAAAGACAACUAGGGAUCUUGUCCCGAAAGCAAUCAUGCUAAUGAUAAUCAACAAUACAAAGGACUUUAUCAAUGGUGAGCUGUUGGCACACUUGUAUGCCUCUGGAGAUCAGGGACAAAUGAUGGAAGAGAGUCCUGAAGAGGCUCUUAAGCGGGAAGAGAUGCUAAGAAUGUAUCAUGCCUGUAAAGAAGCACUUAGAAUUAUAGGAGAUGUUUCAAUGGCAACUGUAUCAACGCCUGUUCCCCCUCCUGUGAAGAAUGACUGGCUUGUUUCUGGCCUGGAAAACCCAAGACUGUCACCACCUUCUCCUGGUGGUCCUAGGAGGACUCCAAUGCAGCCAACUCCUGCUGUUGGCUCUAGGGCUCCACCGCCGCCACCAGCAACAAGCAGGCCAGCUCCGAACAUCCCUAACAGGCCAGGUCCAGAUGCUGCACAGGGGCAGCGUGCUCCCCCAUCACUGCCUGGAAGACCUCAGUCUGGAGCUGGUCUUCCACCACCACUUAUUCCUUCCCGGGGUGGCAGCGGGGGAAUUCUGGGGACAGCCAUGACAGGCAUGCCUCCCAUCCCCCACCGUGUGCAGCAGGCGGUCGGCCAGGCUGCAGCACAGGCGGCUGUCAAUGAGUUAAGAGAUGCUUUCCGAAUGCCAAAGUAGGGACCUUGGAGUUCCCUAUUAAUGAACUGUUACAUUGUGAUCUCAUAGUAUAGAUGUUGCUCACGUAAUGUAUCUACUUUUCAGCAAAUUAUUUCUUUUUGUGUAAUACAUUUAAAGAGAAUGUGGAUGAAAUUGUAGAUGCAUUCUGCAUAUACAAAAAUGUUGAUAUUAAUCUGUAUAAUGGAGAGAUCUGUGUUCAUUUAUUUUUAAUUUCAGUUAUUUAUCCACCAACAGUUAUAGUCUGUUGUUUUUUCAUUGUUUACUCAGGCUAGUGUGUAAUGUUCCCUACUCCAUUUUGUAAUAUGACAACUUAGAAUAUUAUUAAUGAAAGAAUUGUACAAAGAUUUUGUUUGUAUUUAAAAAUGUUUGUAUGCAUAGAUGUAAAGAGAGAGAGAAAGAAAAAACUCUCCAGUAGAAUUAUGAUUACAUUAAGUAAUACUAAUGGACUACUGGUUAUUUGCACUGUAGUCCUAGCAUUUUCAUAUUGCAGAUUGUUAAAGACACUUAAGACGUAGCACAAGUUAGAUAUACUUACUGAUGUCUGAAAGACGAUAAAUGUUAUCUUGCAGUUAUGUAAAUAUGGCUUUCCUCUCCGUGUGUGUGUGUGUGUGUGUGUGUGUGUGUGUGUGUGUGUGUGUGUGUGCGCGUGCGGGAGUGAGUGAGUGAGUGAAUAAAUACAUCUUUGUAUGUGGUGUACUGCUUGGAACUAUUUUUGUUUUGGGCCUAGUACCUAAUACACACCACAGUGCGAAAUAAGUCCAUGUUCAGUUCCCUCAUCCAUCAUGUAGUGGUGGAAGUAAGUUGUACAGACUUCAUGUAAAGUGAAGGAAAGUUAUUUAAGCCCUACUUUUAAAAAUUAUUAGUAUUUUUUCUUCAGUCAUCCUCAUAAUUCACAAGUGUGUGAUGGUCAUGCGCGUGCACACACACACACACACACACACACACACACACACACACACACACACACACACACACACACAUGGUUUGUGUAUUUCUGAAACUCCAGGGAGAAAAUUGCAAGCAGCUUGUACAUACUUUGUUGCCAGUCUUUCCAAAUGUGUAAAACACAAAGGACCAGAAGUGUAACCAAAUUAUGUUAAGUAUCAGGUGUGUAAAGUUGUAGUGUGUGGAUAGCUCUUACAGAGUUGUGAUGCAUAUUCUUGUUCUUGCCAAAUGUUCUUUCUUUUAAUGAACUGAAAUCUCAUAUUUCUAAGUUUUGUUGAAAAGCUUUCAGAAACAUUUCAUUGGCCUGAAAGUUGUAAGACUCAGCAGUUUCUUACGUAACAGAUAAUGCAAAGUAGUACUGUAGUAAACUAUUUCAUAGUGAUGAAACUUAGUGUCAUGUAAAUUAUGUGCAUGAUGUGUUUACUGUUCCACAGACAUUGUGGUAUUGUUGUUGUUGUUGUUUGGUAAUAGUGACUCAACUAUUGUAUUUUGCUCAGGUCAAGUUCCAUUCAUGGUUCAGUGUUGAGGUUCUUGCUGUUGCAGAUGCAGCCAGGUUCUCAUAAAAUCCAAUAUUAUUUAUUAAAUGUAAAAAUUAUAUACUUUUAUAUAGUUUUUGUGUUUUUCAAGUAACAUCACAUAUAAUCUGGUAUAAUACUGAAUUCCAUUUGUGAGUGCAGCUGUCUUGUAAACUUAUAUUUUUAAGUGUUUUAUGUAAUGCUUCCAUGCUAAAGUGCUCCAUUUAAAAUAGAAUAUUGCUCUAAUUUUAAUAUCAAAUACUUUAAAUAAAGACAUUGUAAUAAUAAAAGACAUCUAUAAUUAUGAGGUUUUAAUUUAUUCCUUUUUUUCUAUCUGAAAUUGUGUAGAUAUGUGGCUAACUUAACAACUACAUACUGUCUUUCUAAUCAUUUAUGUGAUGCAGUUUACAAAAUAAAAGUAACACUGUAAGUUUGGCAAAGCAUUCAUGAACUUUGCUGUACAAAUGCAACGAGUUUUAUGUGAUUUAAAUAUUCUUGGUGUUACAAAGUGUUCUCAGAUGUCUGCAAUAGAAAUGUUGACACACACACACACACACACACACACACACACACACACUCUCUCUUUUCUUGCUUUUGCAGAUGAGUACACUUUCCUGAAGCUUCUAUUUACGAGUAAAAUGUAAUGUGAUAUUUUUACUUACCCCUACAGCCUGGAGUAUUGAUGAAUGUUUGCAGACCUUUCGUUGAGGACAGUUCUGCACAAUAUUCAUUCAUUUUAUUUAAACUCUGUGUUCCAUAUGUAUAAAAUGAGCUCUUAUUCUAUCAUGGUGAAAGUUAUUUUUAUGAGAUGUAGGAAUUAUUUUCGUCUGAAAAAUGAAUGAAAACUUCCUUUAGAUAUAGUGAAAAUCAACACAAAUAUUAGUUUCAAGUGGGCUUCCAUACUUCGAUAUCUAACUUUAAUGGCAGGCGUGACACAACAAGUGCUCAGAUUUUCCUUUGUGUAUUCUUUUCCUUUUCCUGUAUUCGUACAAUUACCAUACUUUUACUUGUAAAUAGUUUAUUUUCCACUUGUUCCAGAAAAUACCUGAUGUUCCUUUUCAUAGAGGUUUUUUUUCUUUUUAUUCCCCAAAACAAGCUUAUAAUUUGACAGAACACACACUUGUGCAGUUAUCCAUCAUAUUAAUGUCUGGAACUUGUGUAGUAACAUAUUAGACAUUCUUCUUCUGUGUACGUCUAAGUUUUGAGCUGUGUUGAUGUUCCAGUGUGUCUUUUUAAUAAGGCGUAGGCAACAGUUAAUUGUAAUUGUUGAUUUGGUAAUGAAUCUUAAAAACUGUUUAAUAAUGUGAGAUAAACUUCUCAAAUGUCUAAUCACACAUGUAAGUGAAUGGUAUUGAAGCAGCAAUGGUGGUAUAUGAUUAAUAAGAACUGUAGGUGUUUAUUGUGGUAUACAAUAUUUUAUGUCAUGUUGUGAUGACAGUUGUUGGAGCACAUGUUUGUUGAAAGUAAAUUUAGGAUUAAUGUUCUCAGAGUUCUUCAUUGAGACUAGAUUUGCACUGUUGCUUUGUCACAACUAAUGAAUGUACUACAUGCAUUAAAUGUCUAUCCAAUGUUAUAAAUAAAGUCACAUGUGUAAUUUUGAAAAUUGUUGAGACUAUAUGUGGUUGGUAGUUCUCAUUUAAAUGAAUAAAAAA